This is a messenger RNA of Penicillium pulvis, 2286 nucleotides long. Its product is annotated as transcription factor domain-containing protein. Gene Ontology annotation, molecular function: RNA polymerase II cis-regulatory region sequence-specific DNA binding; DNA-binding transcription activator activity, RNA polymerase II-specific; zinc ion binding. Gene Ontology annotation, biological process: regulation of transcription by RNA polymerase II; DNA-templated transcription. Bases 1 to 2286 code for a protein of 761 amino acids. The record is from RefSeq and is a predicted model, not a curated record. NCBI's taxonomy places the organism in Eukaryota, Fungi, Ascomycota, Eurotiomycetes, Eurotiales, Aspergillaceae. Gene Ontology annotation, cellular component: nucleus. The transcript has 4 exons.
AUGGAUGCGUUGCACGAACUCCGGAAUUCGAAGCAAAGCUUCAUGCGCGUCAACCGGCAGCGUGACAGCUCUGCUCAACGCAAGAGCAGGACAGUCCUCUCAUGCAUCCCAUGCCGGCAACGCAAGGUGAAAUGCGACCGUCUCGACCCCUGCAGCCAAUGCACCCGCCGUAAUGUGGCUGAAGAGUGUGAUUAUUCGCCCAAGACUGCCAAAGCUGAGAAUGCGACUUCUCCUGUCGCGAAUUUAGUGCAGAGAAAUGCAGACAUUCCUUUGUCAUCAUUUGUGGCUCCAGUGGAUGAGACUCUGAUCAUCCCAACCGAUGCUCGCCCCGCACCAACCCCCACAUGCAAUCAUGAUCUUCCUGCCUCAACUGGCCACAAGCUGCUAACGACCUCGCAGUUUCCUGAUCUGAAGGCCCAUUUACAGAAGUACCACCAUGUAAAGAAAGGGCCGGUUGAACAUGGAUCAGAUCAUCUGGGCAUGAAACGCACGACACAAAGACGACUGGAAGCGACAUAUCAAACACAGCCACAACCAAAUCUGCAACCACCCAGACUUGAAACUCUGGUCCCAGAUCGCCGAGUGACAGACAAGCUUGUCAAUUUGUACUUUUCUACCUUCGAAACGACAUUUCGCAUUCUGCAUGUCCCUCAAUUUCUAGCAGAGUAUGAAGAAUUUUGGAACUCAAGGGGCAAUUCAUCCCCAAAUUUUUGGACCAGGGACGUAUUCGCGGCCAAGUUACUCAGUUUGAUGGCAUGCGCCGCCGAUGCUGGAAUCACAGCCGAGGAACAGACUCCCCAGGCAUCAAACCAGUCAGCGAAGAGUUGGAUACAGGCCGUCGGGUCCUGGGUCAAAACAGUGACAACGUAUGCGAAGCUAGAUUUGGACUUUAUUCAGGUUAUGAGUCUACUACUAGUCGCACGACAAGCUACCGCCUGUGAGGGAGAUCUUGCUUGGCUUGCUGCUGGGUCUCUUGUACGAGAAGCUAUGAUGAUAGGGCUCCAUCGGGACCCAAUAAACUUCAAAGGCGUCUCACCGUUCUAUGCUGAAAUCCGCCGGCGGCUUUGGGCGACUAUUGUUGAGCUGGACCUUCAAGCUGCUCUUGAUACAGGUGUCACUGCGGGGAUAUCUCUAGAUGACUAUGAUUGUGCGCCGCCAUCGAAUCUGGAUGACGAAGAUUUUUCUUUCAAUUCAACUGCGAUCCCUGCAUCUAAGCUGAGCACAGUAUUGACAAGAACGUCCUUCCAGGUAUCCUUAGCGCAAACUUUAGAUACUCGGCUGAGGAUUGUCAAGAUUGUCAACCAGAUUCGCCUGUCAUCAAAUUAUCAAGAAAUUUUGGAUCUCAGUCAAGUCAUCACGACCCAUCUGUCACAAACGCGACUUGCCAUGGCCGGACAAAGUCUAGGCCAAGGUGCGCCUUCCAAAUUCCAACAAUCGCUAUACCUCUUUCUUGUCUACCGAUAUCUUCUCGCUCUACACCGACCUUUCGUUCUCAGUCUCACCGAAAGCCGCAAUGAGAUGUACAGAUACUCACGAGAGAUAUGCGUAAAAGCUUGUUUAUCUCUCCUGUCACCUCUCAAACUCGCUCCUGAAUCUGAAGCACGUCCAGUAUAUCCCCAUAUUCUCCGUCUGCGAGGAGGUAUGUUCCGAAGCGAGAUAUUCCAUGCAGCCGCGACACUUUGCUUCGAGCUGCGUCUACAAGUCAGAGACAGCACACUACCACUUCUUCCUGGUGCUCUGGACCAGACAGAUCAGGUCAGCGAAAAGCGCGAUCUCCUACUACGUACAGUUGAAAGCGCAAUAAAGUACUUCGAACACAAAGUUCGGACAGAGAAACAGGCGUGCAAAGCAUUCAUGCUACUAAACAUGGUCUAUACCUCAGCUCAAAGCGAACUUCAUUCGGGAACUCAUACUUUGCAUGUGAAUUGUGGAGUGAUGAACAAUCUGACAUUGGAGAAUGCCUGCCCUCGUGCGGCUAGACGCUGUCAAGAAUUGCUACUCGAAGGCGAAGGUCGGGCAGACUGUCAACAUUCUGAAGAAAAUUGGCUUGGUUACCCAGGAAAUCCGUUCAUGAAUAAAGAGGUUCCUGAAGUGGAAGUCGAGUCUCAAAGCACAGAAAUCAAUGCCUCAUCGUUAGAACAGAGCACGAAUAUAGCUCCUACCAUGCCUACAGGGACUUCCGAUCCGGACUUAUUUGACCUUUCAUUUGAUUGGGGCAUGUAUCUGGAUCCAACAUAUUUGAAUGAGGCGGGCAACCUAUGGCCGUUGAUGGACCCAUUGAUAUAG